Messenger RNA from Chionomys nivalis (European snow vole), 957 nucleotides. It is a transcript of the gene Cib1, whose product is annotated as calcium and integrin binding 1. The transcript is spliced from 7 exons. Gene Ontology annotation, molecular function: calcium ion binding. The record is from RefSeq and is a predicted model, not a curated record. Lineage: Eukaryota; Metazoa; Chordata; Mammalia; Rodentia; Cricetidae. The coding region runs from base 172 to 747 and encodes 191 amino acids.
UGCCGAGGGUGCCAGGGCACUGGACGCAGGGGCGGGCCCGGGGGCGGAGGCCAAGCAGCGGUUGCUGUGGGGACGGGACGGGGCGGGGCGGGGACGCGGCCCCGCGGACGGAAGUGAGAAAGUUGCCGGAGUCCCGGGGAGAGUUGGUGAAGCUGUGCGCGCACCGCGGCGAUGGGAGGCUCGGGCAGUCGCCUGUCCAAGGAGCUGCUGGCCGAGUACCAGGACCUGACGUUCCUGACCAAGCAGGAGAUCCUUCUAGCCCACAGGCGGUUUUGUGAGUUGCUUCCCCCGGAGCAUCGGAGCGUGGAAGAGUCACUGCACACCCGAGUGUCAUUCGAGCAGAUUCUCAGCCUUCCAGAGCUCAAGGCCAACCCCUUUAAGGAGCGAAUCUGCAUGGUCUUCUCGACGUCCCCAACCAGAGACAGCCUGAGCUUCGAGGACUUCCUGGACCUCCUGAGUGUCUUCAGUGACACAGCAACCCCAGACAUCAAGUCCCACUAUGCCUUCCGCAUCUUUGACUUUGAUGACGACGGAACCCUGGACAGAGAGGACCUGAGUCGGCUUGUGAACUGCCUUACAGGAGAGGGCGAGGACACACGGCUCACUGCUUCUGAGAUGAAGCAGCUCAUUGAUAAUAUCCUGGAAGAGUCGGACAUCGACAGGGAUGGGACCAUCAAUCUCUCGGAGUUCCAGCAUGUCAUUUCCCGUUCACCAGACUUUGCCAGCUCCUUUAAGAUCGUCCUGUGAUGGCUUCUGAACACCAGCAUCCUGUCCAGGACCUUUCCACUGCUGAGAUGUGGCCAAGGUCACGCCUGUGUGUCAGGGCCAGUGCCGGCCCAGCCUGGAGAGGGCACUGCAGCGUCGGCCCCCUGGCAGGGGAGGGCCCUCCUCCUCCCCCUUCUCAUUGCUGUUGUCAUCACUGUUUUUACUAAUCGGUAAUAAAGGGUUAGGAAUGUU